AUGUGGCUACUUUUUUCAUUAGCAAUUAAAAGCACAUUACCGCUCUCCUUAACAGAUUCAAAUGAUAAUCCGUUCCCCUCAUGCAGAUGCAAAAAUUAUCAUGAUACGUUAGAAAUCGGACAAUACACUGUCGAUUUUCUCGACAAUGGAGCACAAAGUUGUUACAGGGGAAGCUUUCUAUUAGGUGGAAAAGAUUUCCAAGUUACUGCUGCAAUUCGUUCGACAAAAGAUAAAACAUGGAAUUAUUCUACUACGUAUCCAAAUGCGGCAGCGAUUCUAUUGAAGGAGUCAGAUAACACUUCAAUUUUUAAAAUAGAGUGCAUUUCUGGAGUUACAUCUUGUAAGAUUCAAAUUGCUAAAAUUAUGCCAUCAUAUAAGAAAGAUAAUGUAUAUUAUAGAACAUAUAUAUCUACAGUUAAAAAUGGCAAUGUUAAUUUUGAAUAUUCGACUAAAAAAGUUGAUGGAUAUUUCGUUCAAUAUCAGGGCGUAUUUUUGAACCUGAACAAACGAAAAUUCACAAUAGAUACCAAUUCAACGAUUAAAUUUAAUCAAUCAGGGUUAUCAUUUGAUCAAGAAAAAUUCCAGUAUUCCGGAAUAUUCGACACUGUUCAUUUGAAGCCACAAUAUGAUACAAAUUCUCAAACAACAGUACCAGCUAAACUCUCAAUCAGUUAUUCACCAGAAUCAAACAAUAACCCAUCACAGAAUUCUGAUAUUAUUUGGCUUUUCCCAGAAAUAACAUCAUUUAUUAAGGAAGGAACAUCAAUAUGUCCACAUAACCAUUUAGAUGAUGAAGAUACUCCGGCACAAAAAACAUCGGCUCCUUAUAUCAUAGUUUUCGUUUGUCUCUUAGUUGUGAUUAUUCUUUUAGUUACAGCAAUUGUAACAAUACUAGUUAUAAGACACAAAAAGGAGAAAGACCAAAAAGAAGUUCAACUUGCAAAUUCAGAAUAUAAAGACACUGCAGAAAAUUUGUUACCUGAUGCUUAA
Messenger RNA from Trichomonas vaginalis G3, 990 nucleotides. RefSeq lists its product as uncharacterized. Bases 1 to 990 code for a protein of 329 amino acids. Lineage: Eukaryota; Parabasalia; Trichomonadida; Trichomonadidae. The transcript has a single exon. The record is from RefSeq and is a predicted model, not a curated record.